AUGACGCCGUUGCCGAUGCCCGUGACUCUGCCGUCGCCCAAGACUCUAUUCCCAGCGUUCCAGUCCCCUCCGGCUCGGAGACCGUCGAGUGUCGUGACGCUGGACGCGACUGCGCCGUACCAAGGGCCGACGCUGCAGAACCACCAGUCAGCCUGGAGAGGACUGCCUGGACUGCAGUUGAUGGACAAUGAACUGUCGUCAUGCAGUAGCAGCUGUGGGAGUCACACGCCGUCCAGUUCAAGGGUGGAAAUCCUGAGGCGGCAGGAGACGCCCGGCCGCGAGCGCAGCAACUCGGCCGACCUGUUCCUCGACUGCGUCGAGAUGAUGAACCCCAAGGCGGCGGCAACAGGCGACAACAAUUGCCUGAGUUUGCCCACGAACGAGACGGACGACGAAGGCAGCGACCAGCAGUCGCUGGCCUCCCCCAUGGACUGCGAGAACCGCAACCAGUGCAACUUCCCCGGCCUGCAGAAGCAGUGGUGGGACCACGUUGUUGCAGACUGCUUCGCGUCGGGUCCGGUAUUAUCUAGUACCUCGUCCAGCAUGACACGACAGCCUGAAGCUCUGGGCCACUAA
Molecule: messenger RNA, 576 nt
Organism: Phytophthora sojae
Lineage: Eukaryota; Oomycota; Peronosporomycetes; Peronosporales; Peronosporaceae
Exons: 2
Coding region: 1-576 (191 amino acids)
Source: RefSeq, a predicted model, not a curated record